CAUUAGUACUUACCAGAUAAUCUCACUAGUGUUUAGACUCACUAUCUAGCAGGUUAGUGUGUAUUUGAGACGGUGUUUAUGUGGCUGGCCUGGUUAGCCAGUCCAAACUAACAACAUCCACGUUAUAUGCUAGCGAACUGUUAGCUACCAGCAAACUGGUGCUGAAGUCCGGUCUUCUCCUCUUGGUUGAUCAGUUCGGCUUGCAUCUAUGAAUUCGUUGGUGCCCACCACCUCAGCUGUCAGUAGCCCUGUUAGCUCGCUGGAUUCUCCUCUGUCGGUCAUCAGCUCAUCCACUGGCUCUCCUGGGCUGCCUGUAACUCCGUCGAUGGGUUACGGACCCCUCAGUAACCCACAGAUUCAUUCCUCCAUGUCUGAACUGCACACUGUUAGCAGCUCUGAUGAUGUGAAGCCACCCUUUGCCCUGAAGUCUCCGGGUGGCACAGGACCAAUGCUGUCCCAAAAACGACUCUGUGCCAUAUGUGGCGACCGCUCCUCGGGGAAGCACUACGGUGUUUACAGCUGUGAGGGCUGCAAGGGCUUUUUUAAGCGCACAGUCAGGAAGGACCUGAGCUACAUCUGCAGAGACAGUAAAGAGUGUCUCGUGGACAAGCGCCAACGCAAUCGCUGCCAGUACUGCCGCUACCAGAAGUGCCUGGCCAUGGGCAUGAAGAGAGAGGGUAUAUAUUUAUCUGUUCAGGAGGAGCGUCAGAGGAAUAAGGAGCGCGAGGGCGAGUACGACUUCAACACUGCAGCCAACGAGGAUAUGCCCGUGGAGAAGAUACUGGAGGCCGAGACAGCCGUGGAGCACAAGACGGAGCUUCACUCUGCUGGCAGCUCUGGCACCGGCGCGCACCUCGACCCGGUCACUAAUAUCUGCCAGGCAGCUGAUAAGCAGCUCUUUGGUUUGGUGGAGUGGGCCAAACGUAUCCCACACUUCUCUGAGCUCCCGCUGGAUGACCAGGUCAUUCUGCUGCGUGCAGGCUGGAAUGAGCUGCUGAUCGCUUCACUGUCUCAUCGCUCCAUUGCUGUAGAUGAUGGACUGCUGCUGGCUACAGGCCUGCACGUGCACAGAGACAGGGAGAGUACACGCAGUCCUGAGGUCAGGGCCAUAUUCGACAGGGUUCUGACUGAGCUGGUAAAUAAGAUGAGAGACAUGCAGAUGGAUAAGACGGAGCUGGGCUGUCUGAGAUCCAUCAUCCUCUUCAACCCAGAUGCUAAAGGUCUCACCAACACCAGUGAGGUGGAGCUGCUGAGAGAGCGAGUGUACGCGUCCCUGGAGUCUUACUGCAGACAGAAAUACCCCGAGCAGCAGGGCAGAUUUGCGAAGCUGCUCCUCAGGCUCCCCGCACUGCGCUCCAUCGGCCUGAAGUGUCUGGAGCAUCUCUUCUUCUUCAAGCUGAUCGGAGACACCCCCAUCGAGACGUUCCUGAUGGAGAUGCUGGAGACUUCCCACUGAGCUCUCACCCCGAGUGUGUGUGGGUGUGGGUGUGGGUGUGGGUGGGGCUGGAGACGUCAUCACUGUGACUGCACUUUUCAAUCUCAGGGGAACUUGAGCUGAUGGGCGGCAGCCUCCAGUCUGAGCUUCACUCUCUCGCAAAACAAAGUGGAAAAGACUCAGACUCGCCAUGAACUGAACCGUUGGUGCUAUAAUCGAGUCAGACAUCUUGAAUUCUUGAGGAUUUUUAUUAUGAUGAUGUUCUUUUUUUAAUUUUGGAACCUUCAGUUCUAUUACUAGCUUACGUAAGUGGGAUUUACAUUUUGAUAAAAAAAACAAACCUUUGAAUCUUGUGGAUGUUGAGCUUUAUUGUAAACGUUCUCCUUCAUCUCUUCAGUCUCGCUUUGCUUUAAAUCCUCGAGUGAAUAAUUUAUUCAGCCCGGCCCUUAAAGGACUGGUGAGAUCAACAUCCGGAUCGGCAGUUUAAAAACUGUUCAGUCACUGUUCCACUCACGCUGGUUAGUCUGGUUAUCGUACGCAGAGAAACGCAGGAUCACGUUGAGACGUGUGAGGAGAAUCUCCUGCUGUUCGCUGAAUGAUUCCAGAGAAGUGAUGUCUCGAUAUCGUGGGUCUUAGAGACCCGUCGUUACAUCCAUGAUUCGUUUGUACUGUUUUUAAUUUCCCUUCUUCAGCUUUGAUUGGUUUGGAAUGAUUAGGUCGUGACCCGGAUGCUCGUGCGUCAUGUGUUUAAGGUCGAGCUGGUGGUGACGUUGCUUCUUCUCUCCAGUAAUCGUUCAUUUCCUGAUACGUACCUGAUCUAUCAUGUAUUACAUCACUAUAUAACAUGAGUUAUGAUUCCUUACAUAAACUGCUCUAUAACAGUUCAAAUAUCAAACAUUUGACCAAAAUGGGGUCAGAUUUCUGUACGCUUCGCUGUUUGAUGUUAUAUCCCUACCAGCACACAUUUUCUUUCAUAAGCUGAAUAUUAGCAAACGUUAUACUAAACUAUUUCAGUGCCGCGCGUGCUUCUUCAUACUCUGAUUUAUUUUACUGUUGUUAUUAUUUUAAAAAUGAAAUAUCUUUUAAAUGGAGUUACUUACUAGUACUGUUCGUUUAUUUUUGUUCAGGGACGUUGGAACGCGCUCACUAAAGAAUAGAAAUCGAUCUACGUUUAUAUUUCACUGCUUUAUCAUCGUGUUUAUUCAUGUGUACAUCUAAAAUAGGAAGAAAAAAGAAAAAAAAACUUUAGUUUGCACCGGAUUUACUAUGAAUCCCAGUCUGCUGACUCUCUCCUGGUUCUGCUGAGACUCCUCUCAGACUCUCCUGAUUUCUCUGACUCUCUCUCCUCUUUUUCGGUGAUGUGCUUCUUGCUUUUAUUUUUCUGAACACGUUUAGGUUUGUAAUCUCGCUGAUUUUUCUAAACGCUUCGCUGUCGUAUUCGAGUCCAUGCCAACAGCUUUGGGGACAAAGACCACAGAGACGUUAAAAAUGCAAGUUCCCUUUUUUGGCAUAAAUGUGUUUACUGCUUGUCGGGGUUGUUUUGUAUGGUCCUUGUAAAACCACCAUCUUUACUGCAUUAGACAUGUUUGUGUCUGCCAUUGCACUAAAUUUGUCCUACAAGAAUGAUUGUAAUAACCCUCCAUUAGGUUCUGUGUUGUCACGGCUCUUUUUAGACGAGCUGGAUGAGUGUGAGUGAACCACAUGGACACGACCCUAAAUAAAAGCUGGUGAUAUCA
Messenger RNA from Trichomycterus rosablanca, 3171 nucleotides. It is a transcript of the gene rxrbb, whose product is annotated as retinoid x receptor, beta b. Gene Ontology annotation, cellular component: nucleus. The record is from RefSeq and is a predicted model, not a curated record. The transcript is spliced from 11 exons. Lineage: Eukaryota; Metazoa; Chordata; Actinopteri; Siluriformes; Trichomycteridae. Gene Ontology annotation, biological process: response to retinoic acid; retinoic acid receptor signaling pathway; cell differentiation. Bases 209 to 1456 code for a protein of 415 amino acids. Gene Ontology annotation, molecular function: nuclear steroid receptor activity; retinoic acid-responsive element binding; nuclear receptor activity.